Messenger RNA from Trichoplusia ni (cabbage looper), 6501 nucleotides. Its product is annotated as PHD finger protein 12. Gene Ontology annotation, cellular component: Sin3-type complex; nucleus. Lineage: Eukaryota; Metazoa; Arthropoda; Insecta; Lepidoptera; Noctuidae. Gene Ontology annotation, molecular function: transcription corepressor activity; protein binding. Bases 1329 to 3887 code for a protein of 852 amino acids. Gene Ontology annotation, biological process: negative regulation of transcription by RNA polymerase II. The record is from RefSeq and is a predicted model, not a curated record. The transcript is spliced from 14 exons.
GUCACCUAUAAAACAAUCAACUUCUUAUUGAAUACAUCCAUUUAUACUAUAAUUGAAAAACCAAACAUCAUUUUACAUCACUUUUAUUCUAAACCAAGUUUCAUUGAUCUAAUUCAUUUUUGUAUUCUUUUUUAUUAUCACGGACUUAAAUAAUCGUCAUAAAUUGCUUAAUAGAUCUCAUUCAGUGGUUUAACACAAGGUUAUUAAAAAAACCUAAAAGAUAAAUAUUUAAUUUUAUGUUAGGAAAAGGUAGAGGACGUUGAUGAUUAAUCAAAAAAAUAAAAUUUUACUAAAUUGGUAGGAUCUUCUUGCUGCACUGACAACUUAAAUGUCAACUUAUUUACUGAAAAUAUCGGUCAAAGUCGGUUUUUCAUCAACAUAAAUUAGUUUAAAUGCGGUUUUAAAAUUUCUUGCUAAACUUUUAAAUAAGAAAAUGAUCCGAAUCAGAUUGUAAAAAAACGAAUUUAAGGAAUAAAAACCGGAAUUGGAUAUUAAAACUAUAUCAAAAAAAUUAAAAAGUAAUCCACUUAGCGUUCCCAUAAAAGCUUAAAUACGUUAAAACUUUAAACAUGUAGUAUGCUAAAUAAAUAUAAAAUACAAAACAACCUUAUGCCCGGACCAAGUAAUUAGAUGCGACACACUUAUCAUAUAUUAUACAAUUUCUAAAUUCUGCAAUACUCAUUUUUGCGAGAUGGUGAUUUUGGAGAAGUGAUCGUUUAGUUCAUUAUAACUGAAAACAAAACACCCAAACGAUUACCAUGUUUUUUCUCUGAAUAAAAAUAAUAAUAAUUUGAAACCGUUAGUUCGGUAAGUCAUUAGUUUACUAUUAUAUAGGAUGUCAAUCGUUGUUUUAAAAAUAUGAGAGAUAAAAAUACCUGUGCCCCAUCUCUAGUGGACAGUGUCAAUUGUCAAACACACGCUUUUGUUGCGUUCCAGUAGGCGUUCACUACGCAUUGUUAACAUUUACUUAAUUCGUUGUUUCUUUUUAACUAGUGUCAAACUACAUUCUCUCGGUAAAAGUUAUGGUAAACAUAACGGCUAAAUCAACACUGCAAUUUUACACUGCGGCCAUUUUUGUAGACGGUCGUCGGUGUUCUUUUCAUUAAAAAGUAUUUCUUUAUUAUUUACCCCUUCUAGCUAUUCGGAAAUCUACAAACCCGUACAUUUUGCAAAUCAGAUUCUAAUAUUUAUGAAAAUGACCCCCUAAAGCUAUAUUCGGUGUCGUUGAACUGAGAUUUUCUGAAGUUUUAGUGAACUCUUUUUCAACUUCAAAUUUUGUCUUUAUUGUUAAUUAUACAUAACAACUGAAGAUACUGUGAGGUGUAACAAUGUCUAACGUUGGCUAUGACCUCGAUACUUCGGGCGGGCUUAUGCCGCUAAUUCGGGCAUUGAUAAAGCCGCCUGAUGAAGAUUUAAACGUCCAGAAGCCCAAGAAACCGCAGCAUCCUUACUAUAAGAGGCCUGGUAAAGGUCACAACCAUGAUUCUUGCGACGCGUGUGGGGAAGGCGGCGAUCUCAUAUGCUGUGAUCGCUGUCCUGCUAGCUUCCAUCUCGGGUGCUAUGACCCACCAUUGGAAGAGAAUGAUAUCCCCGCUGGGCUGUGGCUCUGUAAGGAGUGCAGAGCUGCAGAUGACAACAAACCUGCCAGCUCCAGGAGUAGCCGAGCACAGUCUCCAGCUGACAGCAAGUCUGACAGCGAAAAGAAAUCUAGUUUGCGCAACAAUCGCGCGAAUUCAGGGAAAAAGAGGAGUUCAGAGGAAGAAGAUGAGAUCAAGAAAGAGCCGGAGAAGGAGCUGUCUCCCAUGGAGAUCCUGGUGAAGGCUGCCAAGAUCAUGAACCCUACGCAGUUUGAGCUGCCCAGGGAGAUGAGGAUACCAUGCAUUUUCCCAGGAACUGAUAAACCGGAGUCGGGUAAGGGCGGCGCCGGGUCGCUGGUGACGGUGGACGCGUGGGGCUGCGUGCCGCUGCCGGGCGCGGCGUGCUUCGUGUGCGGCCGCAGCUGCAAGCGCGCGCCGCUGCUGCACUGCGACUACUGCCCGCUGCUGUUCCACCAGGACUGUUUAGACCCGCCGCUGACAGCUCUGCCCACUGGACGCUGGAUGUGUCCCAACCAUGUGGAGCAGUAUAUUGAUUGGAAGCUGGUGAACUCUAUAUCGGCAACGGAGCGCGUGGCUUUGUGGGAGAAGUUCUCGGGGCCAGUAGACCAGCAAGCAAUCAAGGUGGACUUUAUAAAGAGGGCCAAGAAGGCAAGACCAGCUUUCCGUAUCAAAGUGCCAGUGGAAUUGCGCGGCCGCGUGGUGGUACCAGACAUGGUGCGCUACCACUAUCAGAACCCACCGCCGCUCAUGCCCAGCCGGCGGGAGUAUGUGCGCUGCAAAAAUGUUCUAAAGAACUUAAAAGCGGGGGGUUGUUACGAGGACGCGGAGGACGAAUCCGCUCCGAAGCACAUGAUCUGCCUGAACGUGACGUGCGGCCAGCCGGGCGGGGACUGCGACCAGGCGGGCGGCCAGGCGGGCGGGCCCUGCGGCCAGGCGGGCGGGCAGGCCGGCGGGCAGGCCGGCGGCCAGGCGGGCGGCUGCCAGGCCUCGCUGCGCGGCGCCAGCCACCAGGACGCCGAGCGGGACCUCAGGGACAUACACACGCACGACACACCUGAUAUCAUGCCCGAGAGACACACAGACUCAUCAAGCGAUCUCUCCGAUUCCGACUUCGAGUACUUAACGGCUACAGUGAAAAAACGCAAGGUUUCGCAGUGUGAGGACAAAAGUCCGAACAAGAGAGGCAAGAGCGAGAGGCUGGAGUUAAGGUCGGAGGGAAACGUGGAGGAACUACUCGCGGUGGUUGAUGAACAGUUGAAGAAGUUGGAUGAGAGGCUCGUCAAGUUGCUGGCGUGGCAGCGGUUGCAACAGGUGGUAGCGGGCGAGCAGGCGUGGGGCCCGUGGCGCGGCUGCGCGGUGUCGGCGGCGGGCGCGGCGCUGGUGCGGCGCAGCGUGGACCGCGCGCGCCUCGCCCGCCUGGGCCUGGCGCGGCGCGCGCUGCCCUCCGAGCUGCUGUCGGCCGCCGACCGCGCCCGCAUCGCGCGCAAGGUGUGGGGCGCGCCGCCGCCCGCGCCCGCCCCCGCCCCCGCCCCCGCCCCCCCGCGCGCCCCGCAGCUCAGCGACGCCACGGUGCGCGCCACGCUCUGCGCCAUCACCCGUCUCGAGAGGAACGGCAUAGGUGAUGGAUUAGGCAUGCCGAUACCCAUGCGGUUGUCUUCCUUGACCAUUGGUACUGACAGUGGAUGUGACGUGCGACUCGACCCCACCGACUGUAAGCGAGUCUCGAGAAACCACGCUGUAAUAUUUAUGGAUGAGGUGAGUCGUCACUUCGAGCUGAUCAACUACUCGGAGUGGGGCAGCAGCGUGAACGGCGUGUUGUACACGUGCGACGUGUCGGGGCGCCCCCCCCCCGCGCGGGCCGCCGACGCGCGCGCCGCCGCGCUGCGGGACGCCGUCAGCCGCCGCCAGCCGCGCGCGGAACUGUACCAGUACCGAAAUGCUGGACAAAUCCGAGCUUUGGUCAGUGACCUUGAUAGUUUAAUUGGUAAAGUUAACUCUACUUUUAGCCAGGAAUUGCAGAUUCGUGAUCUGUUAUCAAUUGUAUGUUAUAAAAAUCCUUCAAUUCGCCAACCGAUUUCCCCUUCCAGUAUAAACGGCAGCCUGACCCUCCCGCUCCCGGACGAGGCGGGCUGCGCGUGCCCGGACGCGGCCCGCGCGGGCGCGUGGGAGGGCUCUGCGCUGGUCCCUCACGGCGCGCUGCUGCAGUUCGGCUGCAACAGCUUCGUGUUCAGCAUCACGGACGCGCGCGCCUUCCCCUACGACGAGCCGCAGGACAGCCCCGCGCUAUAGCACACACACGCCGACCCACACACGCGCUUGCUUCUUACUUGCUGCUGAUUUUAAGGUAGAGUAACGCUAGUGUUUCAACAAAGUGGUAUUAAAGUUGGCUGUGAGCUGUGAGAUGACAAUUCUUAUCGCACUUGGUCUCUAUCAAAUGCGUGUUUCAUUCUCUCUUCUACUCGUACUUAUGUCUCGUAUAUGGAUAAAGCUACUGAUGUAUGAAAAUCAGAAUACUGUAGCUUGUAUAAUCCAAGACAUCUUAUUAUGGGGUAACUUGAAAGGCAAGCGUGGGAGUAUGCCAUCACCUUUUUAUAUUAACGAUUAAAUAAAUCCUCUGUUUAAGCCUGAAAAAAAGGACUUAAGGUAUUUUCGUGAAAAUAUCACGCGAAAUUCAAGGAACAAUGAGUUCAAAAGCAGUAUUCAAAUCAACAAUAUUUAUAUUCUCUGUCCCAGAGAUUUCACAACUUUUAUAUAUAAAAACUCUAAAGUUUAUCUGUAUUGAUGCCUAACUACAUAACCUAACCCACCAUCAUUUGAUCGAAGUUUUCACAACUACUCCUGCAUCACUCUGCAAUUAUAACAGUUGGUUAUUACCCUACCAAAAUUAACCAGCAUGAAAAAUAAACAAGCGCUGUGUUGCCCUAUCCUAACUGUAGAUUUAAUUUAUACAUUGGUUAAUGUCAAUGCAUUAUGUUAUCCUACACAAUGUCUAGUUUAAUUGUACUAUGGUUAACUUUAUUGUUUAUAUACCUUACUGUUAAACUAUAUUAGGUCUGGAUACUGAAACUUCACUCAGUUUUAAGUGGCCGUUAUGUCUGACACUUCUACAUACUAAGAUUGACUAUGUGAAGGUCUUUUUACGCCUGCGUUUCUCUUACGCUAUUACUGCUAACAGUUCAACUUUGGUAUAGGUAUGGCUUAAGAGUAACAGUAAAGAUGGGAAGUCUAAAUCCAGCUGUGGGUGAUACCAGCAUGUAAUUGUAGUAAAACCCAAGCCAUUAUGAUCAUAAUUAUUUAUUACAUAGGCUACUUUUUGCUGUGAUGAACGAGUAAGUAGCAUUCUAUUAACUACUCUUCAUCCCAUUCUGGGCUAGAGUGGCUAUAUGGUUGAAAACGCGACCUCAUAUAGCCAUGAUCAGUCAUGCCACUCAGCCAUAAGCCAUAAGGAAACAAAAAGAAAAAUAUGAAAAAUAAUCUUUUUAAAUUAUGUGAUGUUUCAGUAUUCAACGGUUAACUUUUUUAGUUAAGUUAAUCUUGUGUUUUCGUCUACUUAACUGAAAUGUACUCUGUUGAAUUGUUUACAUUGUAAUGUAGUUGAAUACACUUGAACCAUGAAGCUGGACUUUUGAUUGGUAGCAAUAAAUAAGCACUAUAAUAAGUAUUAAACCUAGGUUUUAACUUAGAACCUUUUUCUUUUGGUAUGAUUGAUGUACGACCUUGUAUCAGAGUUUUAACCGCCCAUAGGACCUCUAAAGUAACUUAAUACACCUUUGAAGUUUUUGGGUGAUUUUUUCUCAAGAUGUUUUCAUCCAAAUUGCAAAGCCAGUUGCUAAUUAGUUUUUAUUUAUUGUGGCCUUAUUUAUAUCGUAAUAGGACAAUUACCAUAAUGCCUGUGGAAUAGAAAUAAGCGUUAAUAACAGUUGAUUGUUCGACAAUACCAACUAUUGACAAGAUAACACGUCUUAAUGGUUGUAAAGAUUUUUUAUAAUUACGUAUUUUUUCUUCAUGAAAAGAUUAGGUAAACAUUUGGGAUCUCAUAAAUAUGACAAAUAUAACAAUUUUAUUUUCUGUAGUUUCAAAAUUCGUAUAACAUUAAAUCAAUCAAUAAAUCUACUAUAAAAAUCGCUCAAAUGCAUGUAAAUGGCAUAUUUUAAAUUAAUACUUCCAUUCGCUUUUAGAAAUAACAAUUCUCCAGAAUUGAGGGUGCUUUUUGUGUCGUCAUAUUUUAUGGUCUCGACUCAUGUUCGGCAGUAGAACGCGAUAGGCUAUGUUGAUUCAUUGAUUAAUGUUAAACGUUCAUGCUUUUUAUAGGCAUUAUACCCUACUCACAUGGACUUUCAAUUGUCAUCAAUAUAGGCCAAAACUUGCCAAUACAUUCUAGCAAAUUAUAAAACCCCUAUGUUGAAUCUUAUACUACAUAAACUUCAUUUUUAAAAGUUAUAUCAUAAUUUUUAAUCCCCGACGCAAAAAGACUACUGACGUGUUUGUCUGUCUGCCUGUUUUUGGCAUCAUAGCUCCAGAACGAAUUGAGCGACUUCAAUUUAGUUUGAUUUGUAUUAUAAAUUUAGAAUUGAUUAAAAUCGGUCGAGCCAUUUAAAAGUUAUAGGGAGGGUUGACUUUUUAACGUCGGGAGUGGUUUUUAUUUAAAAUUUUAGCUUGUUAAACACUUUCCCAGGAAUUAUCUAAGACUUAGGCAAUUGAUUAAUGUGACUGAAGUGAUCACUUUUACCCAUGUUAUGUAACAGUGUUGAAUGCAACUCGUUUGUUCAUCCUCUUAUAGAGGACUUUAGUUGUAACCUGGUUAGGACGCGUAUGUGUAGCUUAGUGUUUUAUGUAUAUCGAUAAUGUAGCGUAAUUACUAUAACAAUGUUUAUGUUUGUCAAAUAAAGGUUAAUUAAGAUUA